GCUCAUUCUAACACCUUUUGAUCUUUACCAUAAGGACAGCAAAUCAAAAUGCCGGCAAGAACAUCAUCUCUUGCCGCUGAAUUGGCUGAGCUUGGAAAUGCGACUCCAUAUGAUGAUGGAUUGGAUAGCGAUCCAGAAGCAUUAGAUGCCGGAAAACGUCAAGGAGAGGAUGAUGACGAAGAAGAAGAUGAAGAAGAUUUAGCAAGAAAUCAUGCCAGGCAUAAUAUGGUACACGUUGAACCAUCAAAAAUGCGUAAACAAGCAAACUUUAUCGAAUCAAUGGAUGAUGAAACUAUGAACAAAUAUCAAGGUGUUAAAGCUACAAGGAAGGAAAUGAUGGGAGAGGAUGAUGAAAGCGAAGAUGAAGAAGAAGAUCAAAGUGAUCUGGAUGAUGAGGAGCUCGGGAGCGAUGAGCUUGAAGGGACAGAAGACGAGGAUCUCGACGAUAGCGAGGAGGACGAUGAUGAGGAGGAUGAAAGCAUGGACGAGUCCACAGGUGACAUGUCGGAAAGCGAAGGAGACGGAUCUCUCGAACCGAAAGCCACAGGGAAGAAGUUGAGAUUUGCUGAAGACGUUGAUGACAAAAGACAGACACCAAAAGAGAACGGCAAAAAGAGCGCAGCACAGAGCGAUGCAACUCUUCUGGCGGAACUGAAGCAAAGGUCAAGCGAAGAUGCUGCCAGAGGAAGAGAUGCAAGAAAACAGAUUGAUGCCUGGGGAAAAUUGCUUGGAACUCGUAUUCGUGCACAAAAGGUCGUUCGAUCUGCCGGAAGGAUCUCAACAAAGGCUAUGGCAAGUUACAUCUCAGAUUUAGAAAAGGAUGGAGAAGAAAGGUCGGCUUUAGAAGAUUCGUUGGAUGCACUCGAUCAACUUAGCUCUCACUUAUUCAAAGCACAACAAUCUAUCUUGAGCUCCUAUGCCUCGACAUCUGAAACUGGAAGCACAUUAGAAGCAUUGGCAGAGCUGCAAGGUGAAAUCGAAAAGCAAAUUCGUCCAAACUCUCGAAAACGGAAAGUGGAAGACGAUGACCAUUUGAACGACCAAAUCGCUCUUUUAAUGAGAAUGCACGAAGAUGUAUAUUCUCCUAUGUGGAAAGACGUUCUGUCAAAAUGGUCUUGGCGUACAUCAAAUGCAACGAUGGAAGAUAAGAGAAAAGCAAAGAGCAAAUUUGACAGUUCAAGUGCAGUAGGUAGCAGCAAUGGUCUCAAAGCUAUCGAACAGAGCGCCGAAGAACAGAUCCAACGUGGAAUGACGGGUGAGGCAUUUGAAAGACUACGAAAGCGUACUCGUGUUUGGCGUGGAACAGAUAAUGAAAGCAGAAUCGAUGUUGAUGACCAAGAAGGAAGCGAUGAUGAAGAGGAUGACAGCACGAAUAACGCCGCAAAUGCAGAGAAUGCGGACGUAUUUGAUGAUUCAGACUUUUAUGCUGCUCUAUUACGAGAAUUGAUCGAUAAUAAAGGCGGCUUAUCAACAACAGAUGCAGAAGGAUCAGCAGCUUCAGCAUCAUGGGCACAAGCAGCAAAAAGAGCAGCAAAGAAGCAUCGUGUGGUAGAUCGAAAUGCAUCAAAAGGUAGACGAUUACGUUUUGACGUUCAUGAAAAAGUACAAAGCUUUAUGCCACCCAUCCCCUCGGAAACUUGGAGUGUGGAACAAAUCGAUCGUUUGAUGCGACAGUUGCGUAACACUUAUGGCAACGGCAAGGUUGCUUCUGCAGAUGGAGAGGAAGGGGUCGGAAACCAUGCUGAUGAAGAUGAAGAUGUUAAAGCACCUGCAGAAGUAGCAUUGGAUGGUCUCAGACUUUUCGGAUGAGCACAUCUUCCCUGUACACUAGUUGUUCAUUCAAAUUUGAUGUAUUUGUAUAAGGUAUCACAAUUGUUCUGAGAAGGUUUCGCAUUGUAUGAAAAUGAGUUAAAGUAGUGAAACGAUACCGUCGAUGUAGUGACCAAAGCGUCACUCACUUGGGCUUCUGCCGUUCAAGUAUUGGUAUAAACGAGAAUAUUGUCGUACUUCUGGCGUAUCCAUAAUGUUAUUGUCCGGACC
Molecule: messenger RNA, 2040 nt
Organism: Meira miltonrushii
Lineage: Eukaryota; Fungi; Basidiomycota; Exobasidiomycetes; Exobasidiales; Brachybasidiaceae
Product: TRAUB-domain-containing protein
Exons: 1
Coding region: 49-1809 (586 amino acids)
Biological process (GO): maturation of SSU-rRNA from tricistronic rRNA transcript (SSU-rRNA, 5.8S rRNA, LSU-rRNA)
Cellular component (GO): nucleolus; nucleus
Source: RefSeq, a predicted model, not a curated record